Messenger RNA from Drosophila eugracilis, 1302 nucleotides. Its product is annotated as methionine aminopeptidase 1. Gene Ontology annotation, molecular function: metalloaminopeptidase activity. Lineage: Eukaryota; Metazoa; Arthropoda; Insecta; Diptera; Drosophilidae. The record is from RefSeq and is a predicted model, not a curated record. Gene Ontology annotation, biological process: proteolysis. The coding region runs from base 85 to 1209 and encodes 374 amino acids. The transcript has 3 exons.
GAAGCAAAUUAUCGAUAGUGCCAUCGAUGGUUUGACAGCUAUUUUUGGCAGGAAAAUUUUCAUUAUUUUAUUUAAUAAAAUAUAAUGACUCAAAAGUGCGAGACCACAAACUGCGGCAAGGAGGCAACCUUGCAGUGCCCCACCUGCCUGAAGUUGGGCAUCAAGGGCUCUUUCUUCUGCUCGCAGCCGUGUUUCAAAGGUUUCUGGAAGGAGCACAAGGCAAUCCAUGCCUUAGCAGCUGGGGCUUCUAACUCAUCUGGACAGGAUGGAGCCUACAAUCCGUGGCCGCAAUUCCGAUUCACCGGCAAAUUGCGUCCAUUCCCACAGACUCCCAAAAGGGCCGUACCAGAGGCCAUCCAGCGGCCAGAUUAUGCCGACCACCCCGCAGGUCGUUCCCUCUCAGAGGAGGCCUUGCGGGGUACUAAAAUUAAGGUUCUUGACGACGAGGAGAUCGAGGGCAUGAGAGUAGCCGGCAGACUUGGACGUGAAUGCUUGGAUGAGGGCGCCAAGGCCGUCGAGGUGGGCACCACCACCGACGAACUGGAUCGUUUAGUCCACGAGGCGGCCAUCGAGCGAGAAUGCUAUCCCUCGCCCUUGAACUAUUACAACUUCCCUAAGUCGUGUUGCACUUCAGUCAACGAGGUGAUCUGCCACGGAAUCCCAGAUCAACGACCUCUGCAGGAUGGAGAUCUCUGUAAUAUCGAUGUAACCGUCUAUCAUCGCGGUUUUCACGGCGAUCUCAACGAAACCUUCUUCGUGGGAAAUGUCUCGGAGAAGCACAAAAAGCUGGUGCAGGUCACCCACGAGGCGCUCAGCAAGGCCAUUGAGUUCGUGCGUCCGGGAGAGAAGUAUCGCGACAUAGGCAACGUGAUCCAGAAGUAUGUGGCUCCCCAUGGAUUCAGUGUGGUGCGCAGCUAUUGCGGCCACGGCAUUCACCGCGUUUUCCACACAGCCCCCAACGUGCCUCACUAUGCCAAAAACUCUGCCGUAGGCGUCAUGGCGCCAGGACACUGCUUCACCAUUGAACCAAUGAUUUCCAUUGGCGUCCAGAAGGCUGAAACCUGGCCCGAUGACUGGACAGCCGUUACCGCCGAUGGCUUGUUCUCUGCCCAGUUCGAGCAAACGCUUCUGGUCAACGAAACUGGAUGUGAGAUCCUUACCAAGCGUCGCGAGAAUAACGGACAGCCCUGGUUCAUGGACAAGAUGUGAGGGAACUAGCUUGGGCUAAUAUAUAACUUCUAGGGCUAUCUUUCAAGCUUUAAUUUGUAAUUUUACAAUAAAAUCUAGAGUUUCUAUUCCCAA